CAUUUUCAUAGGCUCCGCUAUAUACAUGAGAAUAUUACACAGCAAAGAAGAUGGGACCGUACAAAAGAUUCCAUAGGCUCCAUGCUCUCACUCUCACCUGAACCCCAUGGCUGAUAGUUUGGUCAGAUCCGGAGCGAAACCCAAGACCUGCCACAUCGACGCUGCCAUGGAAUGCGUCGUUCGCUACAUCGACGACCCCAAAGACCGCAGCGCCGUCUCCCUUGUCUGUCGUCGAUGGCACCAGCUCGAUUCUCUUACACGCAAGCACGUCACCGUCGCCUUCUGCUACACCACCACUCCGGAGCGCCUUAGGCGGCGGUUCCCACGGCUGGAGUCCCUGAAGCUGAAGGGGAAGCCGAGGGCGGCGAUGUUCAACCUCAUACCGGAGGAUUGGGGUGGUCACGUGACACCUUGGGUGAGGGAAAUCUCGGAGGGUUUCGAGUUUCUGAAGAGCGUUCAUUUCCGGCGAAUGAUUGUUAGGGAUUCGGAUCUUGAGCUUCUUGCGAGGUCACGUGGUCACGUGCUUGAGGCUUUGAAGCUUGAUAAGUGUUCUGGUUUCUCCACUGAUGGCCUUCUCUUUGUUACUAGGUUUUGCAGGAAUUUAAGAGUCUUGUUUUUGGAGGAAAGCACAAUUGUUGAGAAAGAUUGUGAAUGGCUGCAUGAGCUUGCUUUGAACAAUACUGUACUUGAGACGCUGAAUUUUUACUUGACAGACAUUGCUGCUGUCAAAUUUCAGGACCUGGAACUUAUAGCCAAAAAUUGUCCUAACUUAGUCUCUGUGAAAAUUACUGAUUCUGAAGUCUUGGAUCUUGUGAACUUCUUUUGCUAUGCCUCUGCUCUAGAAGAAUUUAGUGGAGGUUCCUACAACUGCGAACCGGAUAAGUACAAUGCUGUUGUGUUACCAGAAAAAUUACACCGAUUGGGUUUGACAUAUAUCGGAGGGAAUGAGUUGCCGGUGGUGUUCAGGUGUGCAUCCGGGCUUACAAAAUUGGAUCUGCUUUAUUCAUUUUUGGAUUCAGAGGAUCAUUGUAUGUUAAUCGAGAGGUGCCCCAAUUUGGAGGUCCUUGAGUCGAGGAAUGUGAUUGGAGAUAGAGGAUUGGAAGUUCUUGCUCGCUGUUGUAAGAGGUUUAAAAGGCUUAGGAUUGAACGAGACAGUGAUGAAGUUGGUACUAGUGUUACCCAUAAAGGAUUGAUUGCUUUGUCACAGGGAUGUCCAGAACUAGAAUAUUUGGCUGUUUAUGUAUCUGACAUGACGAAUGCCUGUCUCGAACACAUCGGUACUCACUCCAAAAAUCUCUAUGAUUUUCGGCUUGUCUUGCUUGAUCACCGUGAAAAAAUAACUGAUUUGCCACUUGACAAUGGAGUAAGGGCUUUACUCAUGGGUUGCGACAAGCUUAUAAGAUUUGCACUAUAUCUGCGUCCCGGGGGCUUGACCGACAAGGGUCUUGGCUAUAUUGGGAAAUACAGCCAAAAUGUUAGGUGGAUGCUGCUUGGUUACCUUGGGGAGUCUGAUGCAGGGCUUUUGGAAUUCUCUAAGGGAUGUCCUAAUCUUCAGAAACUUGAAAUGAGAGGUUGUUAUCAUUUCAGCGAGCGUGCACUAGCUGCUGCUGCGACGCAACUGGCUUCGCUUAGGUACUUGUGGGUGCAAGGAUGUGGGCAAUCUACUUCCAGAGGUGAUCUUGUGGCUAUGGCUCGCCCCUUUUGGAAUAUUGAGUUGAUUCCUUCGAGGCGUGUGAUUGCCAAUGAUGAAUCUCGAGGCCCUGUAGCUGUUGAGCAUCCGGCACACAUUCUUGCAUAUUACUCUCUUGCCGGACAGAGAUCUGAUUUUCCAGAUUCUGUUGUACCUCUGGAUUCUACCACACGUGUAUAAUCCUUUUUCUUGAAAGAUGCAACUGUUAUUUUCUCUAUUCUGUGCCAUUGUUGACACCUUUGAUUGAACAAAUUGGGAGACUAUAAAUGUUAUAUAGAAUCAUUUGCUUCAUUGUCUGAAA
This is a messenger RNA of Arachis duranensis, 1991 nucleotides long. Its product is annotated as coronatine-insensitive protein 1. Gene Ontology annotation, biological process: SCF-dependent proteasomal ubiquitin-dependent protein catabolic process. Gene Ontology annotation, cellular component: SCF ubiquitin ligase complex. Lineage: Eukaryota; Viridiplantae; Streptophyta; Magnoliopsida; Fabales; Fabaceae. The record is from RefSeq and is a predicted model, not a curated record. The transcript has 3 exons. The coding region runs from base 107 to 1870 and encodes 587 amino acids.